Messenger RNA from Pectinophora gossypiella (pink bollworm), 914 nucleotides. RefSeq lists its product as uncharacterized. The record is from RefSeq and is a predicted model, not a curated record. Lineage: Eukaryota; Metazoa; Arthropoda; Insecta; Lepidoptera; Gelechiidae. The transcript has a single exon. Bases 39 to 614 code for a protein of 191 amino acids.
UAAACAAGGUAUUUGUUUCAGAACCACCUAACGAACCUAUGAAUCUUCUUAUAACUGGAGUGACAUCUCAAGCUUUCAAUGAAAACUCUGAUGAUGACGUCAUUGAAGUAGUCAGAGAUGAAGCUCCUAUAGAAAUACUAUCGGACGGCGAAGAAUUAGAAAUGGAACGGCAGAACCAUCAUCAGCAAUCUGUUAUACAAAACUUCCAUUUUACGUCAUUUCCUCCCAUUGAUGUUGGUAAAGAGAAAAAUGACUUGGGGGAUGUUGAAGAUCCACUCAAAAAUGAUUCUCCCUUGUCUAAUGAUAAUAAUGUUCCCGAGAAAGAACCAACUUUAACGUCUGUGGCGGUACCAGUCAUAGCACUUCCUCCUCCUCCAUCUGAAGCGAUUCCCCAAACUGAUGAAAUUCCUCAAGAAGUUAAUAAUGGCAUUAAUGAUGCCAUUGAAAAUACCUGUGGUGAUCAACCAAAGGUUGAUAAAGCAAAUACUAUCGUCGACACAGUAGAACAACAACUUGAAGUAUUAUUUACUGACGAUAAACAGGAAAAAGAAAAAGAUAACGCCAAAUCUGCAGUACCAACGGAAAAUAACGUCAGUGACAAUAUUCAAUCUUAACUUCACAAAUACACGCACUACAUUUACUUAAGUUGUUAAUAAUUUAGUAUAGUAUUAAUCAUCUUCCAGGUAAUUAAUGUAACUUUCAUUUGCAUUUUUAUUUCAAUACGUAGUUCUUAAGAAAACAAGGUCAUCAUAUGUGAUUAACUGAUUAGCUACACAUUCGUACCUAAGAUUUUUUUGAUUUGUGGAAAUCUCACACAGUGAAAAAGAAAAAAAAAUGUUCCUUUUUUGUCAUACCUAUUAUGUUUUUCUAUAUCUCUGAUAGCUAAUAAAUGUGUUUAUUGACUUUAUGCUUUA